Molecule: messenger RNA, 3542 nt
Organism: Nezara viridula (southern green stink bug)
Lineage: Eukaryota; Metazoa; Arthropoda; Insecta; Hemiptera; Pentatomidae
Source: the annotation of a GenBank genome assembly
AAAACCUUUAAAAAGUUUUGUCAGGAGGAGGGUCGGUGAUGGUUUGAGGUGGAGUCAAGGACAGACCUCCAUGUGUUCAUUGGGGUGGUAAAUAUAUAUAUAUGGGGGCUGGGGUAGCUGUGCGGGCUAAGGCGCUUGCAGUAGUUAACCAAAUUAAGCAACGCCGAGCGUCGUUAGCACUUGGAUGGGUGACCGCCCGAUUUAUGCGGCCGUCCACCAGGUAAACGCUGCCCGAGAUCUUCCCCUCCCCGGGUAUGUCAGUCCACACACAGAGUCCUGUCAGCCUACUGGAGGCAACUCACACCGACUGGGCGUAGGACAGAUGACCCUACCCCCCGUGUACUAAAAUCGGGAAUCGGGGUGUGGUCUAGGAGACCGCAUCUCGUAUACAUAAAUCUUCAUGGUCUGUAGCGCCAACCGAAAAAAAAUAUAUAUUUAUCUAUAUGUAUAUAUUUACUAUACGUUCAAAGAAUACUGAUGAUAUACAACACUCUGAUGGUACACAAGUUUACGGCUUCAACAAUUUAAAAGAUUUGAACUGUUUUUUUUUUUUUUAUAUCUUUCAAAAUUAACUCUUGGCUAGUUUAGAGCACCUUUUCUCUUUGGAUUAUAUUUUGGCGCCAAUUAACAAUAUAACCUUCAACUGUGUUUGUUUAUUUUGUUAACAAUUAAGUUGUCAAAAAGAUGUGUUGCAGAAAUUUAAUCUCGCAUUUCAUUGUGAAUUGUUUCUUUUAGUGAUUUAUUAUUUAUCUGCGUUUAAAAAUGCGUCCCCCAAAACUUGUUCCCUCAAGUUUUGGGGAAAAAAUCGAGGAUUAUGAAGUUAUGAAUCUUCUUGGAAAAGGUGGUUUUGCCAGUGUUUACAGAGCUAGGUGCAUUAAAACUUCAAUGGAAGUAGCCAUUAAAAUGAUUGAUAAGAAGUUGAUGGCUUCUAAUGGGAUGGUCAAUAGAGUCAGGCAAGAAGUGGCUAUACAUUCACGCCUUAAACAUCCUUCCAUUUUAGAGCUUUUCACAUUUUUUGAAGACCUUGAUUAUGUUUAUCUUGUAUUAGAGUUGGCAGUUAAUGGUGAAUUACAACGAUAUAUCAAAAAUAAUCCUGUCAUAAUUUCUGAAGAGGAAGUGGCACAUAUCCUAUCACAAGUUGUUGAGGGGCUGUUGUAUCUACAUUCUCAUAAUAUUAUACACCGAGAUAUGUCUUUGGCUAACUUACUUCUAACAAAGGAUAUGCAGAUUAAAAUUGCUGAUUUUGGCCUGGCUACACAAUUAUCUCGACCUGAUGAAAAACAUAUGACCAUGUGUGGAACACCAAAUUAUAUUUCACCUGAGCAUCUCGUUGGGACCGUCAUCGGAGUCCCGUUCUGCGGGGCAUCUUGCUCUCAUCACGAGUGGAGAUGCACCAGGAGAGGACACACUGGUACCCCAAUGGUGAACUAUGCCUGGCAAGGACGAAGCCAGGUAGCUACAAGGAGUAGCCAUGGAUUAGAAGCUGAUGUUUGGGGCUUAGGCUGCAUGCUUUAUACAUUACUUGUUGGGAAACCACCAUUUGACACAGAUGCUGUGAAGAGCACUCUAACCAAAGUUGUGAUGGCUGACUAUGAGAUUCCUUCAAGAAUUAGCAUCGAAGCCAAAGAUCUAAUUGAUAAACUACUCAAAAAGAAUCCAAGGGAGCGCAUGCAGUUAGAUGAAAUUUUAGAACAUCCCUUUAUGAUAAAAAACAGAACUAGAAAACAUCAAUUGAAAAAAAUUGAAGGAUUAUCAAUGGACAGUGGAAUGGGAACAAUGAGCACAAACAAUUCUGGAAUUAGGGGUCAUUCUUCUCGAUCUAGGUCUGAAGAUAGAUCUAAAAAGAAAACUUUUGAUUAUGGAGAAACCAAACAUUCACUUCAUUACUCUGAUUCUGCUGGCUCGAGAAAACUUGAUUUUUUUGGAAAUCCAAGGUCCAAAUGUUUUGACAAGAAGAGCAAACAUUCAAUAACUGUUUUUCCAGAAAAAAGUGAAGAAAAAAAGCUCGAGGUAGAUCCUUUGUGUUCUUAUAGACUUCAACCAACUAGGCAUAAAACCAAAAAUGCUGUUUUAAGUAUUUUACAUAAUGGUGAGGUAACUGUAGAGCUUUUUAAAAAAAGAGGUUCAGAAGAGCGAGUUACUGAUGUAUGCAGAAUUUCAAGUGAUGGGUUAAGGAUUGUAAUUUACAAGGUAGGUCGUAAGUGUCCAGUUACUGAUGAACCGCCCCCGGUUCCACCUGAUGGAGCUGAUUCUAUUUACAGCUUGGAAACAUUACCCCCUGAGCAUUGGAAGAAGUAUAUAUAUGCUUCUAGGUUUAUAUCUCUUGUUCGAGCAAAAACUCCAAAAAUAAUUCUCUAUACAUCUGAAGCAAAAUUUUUACUUAUGGAAAAUUCUCCCAAUCCUGAUAUAGAAGCUGUAUUUUAUACAGGAGAAAAGAUUACAAAAAGUGGUAAUACUAGUACUUUACUUGACACUGAUGGUAAUACAAUUAUAUUGAAUAAGGAUCAAGAAAAAUCUUUAUCUAAUCAUGUGCGUGAUAUUUGGAGCCAUUUUGAAAAGCAUAUUGAUCACUGUAAAGCUAUUGAAAGUGCACUUGAAUUGACUGCAACUUGUUCUGAUGGACCAGUGUUCCCUAUUAUCAUUGGCAGGAGGCCAUCUCAAGCAUUAAACCAAUCAAAGGAGAAUAACCAACAAAUGCAGUUUACUAGUUUUGAAUCAAGUGGAAAAUCAUUUAAUCGGAACAAAUCCUUGAGUGGAAAUCAAAAUCAACAAAAAGCAGUAAUGACUGUAGCAGUUCCCGAUAUUGUGCCAUCAGUGUGGAGAAACAGCCUCAGCCCAUCUCGUCCACUGAUCCCUGCUACUGGCCCUCCUUCUCAUAUCCACCAUGGUGCUACCUCUAGCUCGCCCGAGUCUCUCCAUGUAGUCACAAUACAACAGCCCGGGCCUGCCUCUAGGUCGCCUUUCCUCUGGAUGAGUUCAGGUGAAGUUAGAAUUACAUACCCUGAUGGUUGUGAGUUGAUAGUGAAUGGAGAACAGACAAGAGGUGUUGUAUACAAACAUGAUGGAAAGGAAUUGAAGGUAAAGCAAGGUGAAAAAGUACCAACUUGGUUAAGGCCAAAAUUAGCCCAAGUUCCAACUGUUUUACGAGCUCUCAUACCUUCACAACAACAGGUUCACCUUCGGUGACAUGACUUAGUUUGAUGAUUAUGGCUGUCAGUAUUUUUAAUAAAUAAUACCUGAAUAUUUUUCAGUCUGUAAAUAUGUAUGUUUAAUUUUAUUUUUGUAUUUAUAUCAAACUUUGAAAUUAUAUUUUUAUUGUAUAUUAUUAGUUUUAAUCUGAAAAAAGAGUAAUAUGUUCAUUUGCAUUAGUGCAAUAUUAGAUCUGUGAAACUGAAGAAUAAAAUUAAUUAUCCUGUAGGUUUCGUUUUUGAAAUCUUUUUACAGAGAUUAAAUGAAUUCUUUGUGAAAGAAUAUUGUCUGUAUGUAGUUAUAUUGUAAUUUUUGUUUGUUUUGUUUUUGUAAAUAAAGAAAUAAAUGGAUUA